Molecule: messenger RNA, 330 nt
Organism: Acaulospora colombiana
Lineage: Eukaryota; Fungi; Glomeromycota; Glomeromycetes; Diversisporales; Acaulosporaceae
Source: the annotation of a GenBank genome assembly
GUGCCUCACCCGAAGGGGGACACCAGGGACUCGCUAUCCCUUCAGAUCCCUCAUGCAUAAUGCUUGGGUCAUGUAGCGCCAAGACAUUGCUUAUCACCCUUUUCUUCCCCUACAAGCGGAUAGCAGUCCUUGCGUUCGUCUCCUCGCCAAUAAUAGGAACCGCCUCACUCUGCUACCUCACCAUCAAAGGGCUACAAACAAUUCUAUCCAAGGACGUUCAUGUUCAUUCAUAUCCUCCCGGUCCGCCUCGAAAGCCAAUACUCGGAGCUCUCACGAGCUUCCCAAAAGACCACAUUUACGAGCGCUUCAAUGAAUGGGCAGCGCUUUAUG